Molecule: messenger RNA, 3404 nt
Organism: Trematomus bernacchii (emerald rockcod)
Lineage: Eukaryota; Metazoa; Chordata; Actinopteri; Perciformes; Nototheniidae
Product: macrophage colony-stimulating factor 1 receptor 2-like
Exons: 22
Coding region: 26-3097 (1023 amino acids)
Biological process (GO): positive regulation of kinase activity; cell surface receptor protein tyrosine kinase signaling pathway; cytokine-mediated signaling pathway
Cellular component (GO): signaling receptor complex; CSF1-CSF1R complex
Molecular function (GO): macrophage colony-stimulating factor receptor activity; ATP binding; cytokine binding
Source: RefSeq, a predicted model, not a curated record
CCUCAGUCCUCCCAGUCCUCUGAAGAUGAAGGUUCUUCUUCUGCUGCUCAGCCUCUGCUUCGCUUCAGGUUCUCCCGAGCCUCCAUGGAUCCGGCUGAACUCCCAGGUUCUGCCCAACAGAACCGACCUGGUUCUGGAGGUCGGUUCUGUCUUCAGCCUCGGCUGCCAUGGCAACCUGUCGUCCCGCCUAUCGACCACAUCGUUCACCUGGCUGUACAAGGACCAGGUGCCCAACCCAAUACAGGUGAACAGUACAACCCCCAAAGACACUGGGACGUACACCUGCAGGUACACCAACCAGAGCCUGGAACACCUGCACACCUGGAUACACCUGUACGUCAAAGACCCGGCUAACCCCUCCAGUGUUUUCGUGACGUUGCGUUAUAACAUCUUUGACGUCCAGGAGGGCGAGGACUUCCUAUUCAGGUGUAUGCUGACCGACCCCUCCUUCACUAACCUCACUCUCCAAUCAGAGGACAGCUCAGGCUCCAGGGGGCGGGGCUUGCCGCUGGGCAUGAAUGUGACUCUGGACCCCCGGAGAGGAGCCGUUAUCCGGAAGGUUCAGAGGUCGUUCAGAGGUCAAUACUCCUGCUCAGGGAGGAAGGGGGGGGCGGAGUUCAGAUCCAGAGCUAUGAGCCUGGAGGUGCAUCCCAGUCUGCGUCACCCCCCCUCCCUGUCUGUCAGUCAGCAGGUGUGUGUGCGUCUAAAGGGGGAGGAGUUUGAGGUCACUUGUCAGACCAGUAACCCCUCCCACUUCCUCACCCUCACCUGGACCCCCCCGCACUCAGAGACUCUGAACGUCAGGGAGACUCAGCACUACAACCACCAGCUGUUCAUCAGCAGCACUCUGACGCUGUCACCUGUCCGUCAAACUCACAGCGGAACCUACAUAUGCACCGCCCGCAACGAGGCGGGGGCCGCGUCCGCAGAGACACUCCUCACCGUACUGGAUGCUCCGUACCUGCGAAUCUACCUGCAGCCGCUGAAGCAAGCUAAUGCUAACACCAACACCUUAGAGUUCAAUGAGGACUCAGCUGUAAACGUUAGCAGCAUGCUAAUGAGGGAGCAAGGAGAGCUAGAAGCUAACAUUAGCAGCGGUCCACUAGUAGUGAACAAGGAAUUAACUGCUAACGUUAGCGCCAAAAUAAUGGAAGUGAAUGGGAGCAGCAGUGCUAACACUAGCGGCAGCAGCACGGUGGAGGUGUACGAAGGGCGAGACGUGAUGCUGACCUUUGUGAUGGAGGCAUAUCCUCCAAUCAGGAACCAGCACUGGACCACAACAACACUCACCAACAUCAACAACGACGUCACGGGGUACAAGGGGAGCCACGGUGCUGACGGCUACAGGUCGGAGGCUAGCUUGUUGCUGCGCCGCGUUCGCCCAGAGGACGGCGGUCAGUAUUCGUUCCACUUUGAGAACUCGUUCUUUAACGGCUCGCAGAACAUCGACCUCCAGAUUUACCGUUCUCCGAGGGUCUCCGUCAGGCAGGAGAACGGAUCGCUGACCUGCAGCAGCUCCGGAUAUCCAUUACCCACAAUCCUCUGGUCCACCUGCGCCGGGCUGCAGGACAGCUGUGGAGACAUUUCUACCAAUCAGGAGUCAGCAGCGAAUGUGACCUCACAGGAAGAGGAAGUGAGGCUGACCCUGGGGACGCCUGCUGAUGAUGUCACCGCAGAGUGUGUGGCCUACAACAAAGUGGGCUUGUCCCGCCAGGCCCUCCACCUGCACGCUGCAGCAGUAAUAUUUUCUCCGGCUCUGAUUGGCUGUCUGAGUUGUGCCGCCGUCCUCCUGCUGCUCCUAUUGGUCAUUUCCUACAAGUUGAGACAAAAGCCGCGGUACGAGGUGCGUUGGAAGAUCAUAGAAAGUUCUGACGGGAACAACUACACCUUCUUUGACCCCGCUCAGCUGCCGUACAACAGGAAGUGGGAGUUUCCCCGGGACCGCCUGCGCCUCGGUGCUGUUCUGGGCUCAGGAGCGUUUGGGAAGGUUGUCAUGGCGACGGCGUAUGGCCUCGGCAACGACAGCAUGACGACCGUCGCCGUGAAGAUGCUGAAGCCGAGCGCUCACUCUGUGGAACGAGAGGCUCUGAUGUCGGAGCUGAAGAUCCUCGGACACCUUGGUUACCAUGACAACAUCGUGAACCUGCUGGGCGCCUGUACACUGGGAGGGCCCAUGCUGAUGAUCACUGAAUACUGUAGCCAUGGCGACCUGCUGAACUUCCUGCGGGCUCACGCUCACCACUUCCUGUCAGAACUGAGCGUCGACGAGAAGUCGGGAGACGCUUUCUAUAAAAACACAGCUGGAGGAAGGCUUCGCAGUGACAGUGGGAUCUCCUGCUGCUCUGAGUACCAGGAGAUGCUGACUCCAGGUCAGAAACUAACAGGUGUGCAGACAGACAGCGUCUCUGUCGGUGACCUCAUCAGGUUUUCCUACCAAGUGUCUCAGGGUCUGGACUUCCUGUCCAGCAGAAACUGUAUCCACAGAGACGUAGCAGCGAGGAACGUCCUGCUGACGGACCGUCGUGUUGCAAAGAUCUGUGACUUCGGAUUGGCCCGAGAUAUCCGCAACGAUGACAGCUACAUAGUGCAGGGCAACGCGCGGCUCCCGGUGAAAUGGAUGUCUCCGGAGAGCAUCUUCGGCUGCGUCUACACGGUUCAGAGCGACGUCUGGUCCUACGGCGUCUUCCUGUGGGAGACCUUCUCUCUGGGUAAGAGCCCGUACCCAAACGUUGCCGUGGAUACCAACUUCUACAAGAUGAUCCAAGAUGGCCGCCACAUGGAGCAGCCAGACUUCGCUCCGGCAGAAAUGUAUCAGCUGAUGACGUGCUGCUGGAGUCUGGAGCCCACGGACAGACCGACCUUUAACAUGAUUGGUCAGCUCAUUAACAGGCUCCUCCCAUCGUCCAAUGAGACGUCGCCACAUGACAGCGAGAAGUCGACGUACAGAAACAUAAACGAGUGCAAAGAAGAAGAAGAGGAGGAAGAGGAGGAAGAGGAGGAGGUCCGAUUGAAAAGAGGAGAAGAAGAAGAGCGAGGGCACCAUGGCGACGGCGAGGAGGAGGAGCCAAUGAUGCAAAACAUCUACCAGCUGUCCUGAUCAGGCAGCCAAUCAGAGCGUGACCCCGCCCCUAUUCAAAUCUGAACCUUUAUUCAGGAAACAGAGAUUAAUAAAAACAACAAAAGUUAUAAAAGUCUUAAACUCAACUUUUACUGAUUUAUUGUCAAUAGUUUGAUUUAAAUAAAGUUGUUGUAAUCUUCCUUAAUGAGAUGUUUCUCUGUGACUUUAUAUUUUUACAGUUUAUCAUUAAAAUCUGUGAUUGUUUUUUAAUCAUUUUACAUUUAAUGUGUAAUCAUUAGAACUCCUGUAAUAAUCAGCAUGUUAAGAUCAUUAAAGGGUUUAAAAU